UCACAGAAAAAUUAACUUAUUCAGUUGUAGUACACUAGCAGCGGUACUUGGUGCAUUGAGGUCUAGGCUCUGAGCUAGAGAUGGAUUCCAAGAGCACUUCAUCAGCUGCUCUCUUUCUCUCCAUCAACCUUGUCUUGUUUGCCCUUGUAAGUGGUUGCGACACUUGCCCUCAGCCCAAGUCAAAGCCAACCCCAACUCCCACUCCAGCCAACCCUAAUUCGGGUAGCUGCCCCAUAGAUGCCCUAAAACUUGGUGUCUGCGCCAACGUGCUUAAUGGGCUAGUGGGGGUUGUGAUUGGAACCCCUCCUGACACUCCUUGUUGCGCCUUGCUGGCCGGCCUUCUCGAUCUUGAAGCUGCCAUUUGCCUUUGCACAGCCAUUAAAGCUAACAUUCUGGGCAUCAACCUUGACAUCCACCUUUCACUCAGCUUGCUGAUCAACACUUGUGGGAAGACGCUUCCCAAAGAUUUCCAAUGUGCUUAAUUAAUUAAGCAUUUCCUUCUACUUGUUCCUGUUGGGCAUGGAUAUGGUUUAAUGAAUUAUCCUUUCUUGCUUUUUCUUUUCAUGUUUUUGCCUGUCGUGCUCUAUGUAACCCUAAGUGUUUGAAUAAUUCUCCUUGUAUUCCUAAGUGGAACUCUUAUGUACUAAUUAAGCUUAUUAUUAUAAAUUCCUAGUUCUUAAAAAUUGAAAGAAA
Molecule: messenger RNA, 693 nt
Organism: Vitis riparia (riverbank grape)
Lineage: Eukaryota; Viridiplantae; Streptophyta; Magnoliopsida; Vitales; Vitaceae
Product: 14 kDa proline-rich protein DC2.15-like
Exons: 1
Coding region: 81-482 (133 amino acids)
Source: RefSeq, a predicted model, not a curated record